GGUUUUCAAUUCUUUGUGCCGUACUCUUGAGUUGGUUCUUCGCGUCUCUCUCGCGUUUCCCGUACACACUCCAUUUGCUAGAUCAUUCAUCCAAGUAAUCACUAGGAAUCAUGAGCAACGAAGAAGAGAAGAGGUGUCCUUUGUGUGCAGAAGAGAUGGACUGGACUGAUCAACAGUUGAAGCCCUGCAAAUGUGGUUAUGAGGUGUGUGUUUGGUGUUGGCAUCACAUAAUGGACAUGGCAGAGAAGGAUGCAACAGAGGGACGUUGUCCUGCGUGUCGCACACCUUAUGAUAAGGAUAGAAUUGUAGGGUUGGAAGCAAAUUUUCAGAGGGUAUCUGCCAAUGGUUCUAGUCGAAAACAAAAGCAACCAAAGGCAAAGCAAAAACCAAAUGAACCAAGGAAGGAUCUCAGCAAUGUUCGAGUGAUUCAGCGAAAAAUGGCAUAUAUUAUUGGGCUGCCCCUUAGUAUAGCAGAUGAAGAUUUAUUGCAGCGAAAAGAUUAUUUUGGGCAAUAUGGGAAAGUUACCAAGGUUUCACUUUCUCGGACGGCUGGUGGGACAGUUCAGCAGUUUGUCAAUGAUACUUGUAGUGUAUAUAUUACUUACUCAAAAGAGGAAGAAGCAGUGAGGUGUAUUCAAUCUGUGCAUGGAUAUGUGCUGGAUGGUAGAGCAUCAUUUGGAACAGCAAAGUACUGUCAUGCAUGGUUAAGGAAUAUGCCCUGCAACAAUCCUGCAUGUUUAUAUUUGCAUAACAUUGGUGCUGAAGAAGAUAGUUUUGGCAAAGAUGAAAUAGCUGCAGUUCAUACUAGGAAUAGAGUUCAGGAAAUUGUUGGUGCUGCCCAAUAUUUGCAUAAACGGUCAGGAAGUACAUUGCCAUCACCAGUAGAUCAACACUUGAACAACCACAGUCCUUCACCAGAUGGUCUGAAAGUUGUAGAUUAUGCUACAGCAGCAGCUUGUAAUGAUCAGAGUCAGUUGCCUAGAUCAUCAAAACACAUGACAACUUUUGUAGAUAUUGUUGGAAGGUCAUGUAAUUCGGGUUCUGAUAAAGAUGUGACAGAAGGGCGGAUGGUGAAUUUAUGUUCUGAGAUGUCUUCUAUAUGCAUGAAUAAGGCCGAAAGUUCAGAUCUAGUGUCAUUAAAAUCAUCAUAUCCUGUUGAUGGAGUGACCAAUAGCAAAUCAGUAGAAGUUAAGGACAGUAACAUUAUUACAAAAGAAGAAUCUGAUUCUGAUGAUCAGGGAUGGGAAGAUUGUAUAGCUUCAAGUCAGAAGGGUUAUUUGGAUCCUUGUGAGGCGAUUAAGAAGCGUUAUGAUUGGUGGAAUAUGGAGUCUUGUAGUGUAAAUAAUAAGUAUGCAGGAGAUGAAGGUGUUAGACAGUCAGCAGCAUGUACAAAUUCUUUGUUGAGUGAGAAAGAGGGUUUGGGUAAAUCAGAUUCAGAUAGGAUAUAUAGAAGCUCUAAAGCUUUUUCCAAUGAGGAGAUAGUGGAGCAUUUGAGACGUCUUGGUGAUGAUGAUAGUUUUGUGAAUGAUGAUGAUGAUGAAAAUUCUGCUGCUGUGGAAAGCAGCAUAAUAUCAAAUAUUUUGUCCAUGGAUUUUGAUGGGUCUGAUGAUUCUGUCUUGCCUGGAAUGGGAUUAACCAGAACCAGAACCAGAACCAGGACAAUAUCUAUAAAACCACAAUAUCAGGCAUCAAGGGGGGUUCAGAACUUGAACUUGACACCACCAGGAUUCUCCAAACCACCUCCUGGCUUUUCCUCAUCCAUGACCAUCAGAAGUGAGCAGCAGGCUGUUUCUGCCACUCCUGGAAGUUAUGCGACAAAUUCUUUUUCAAACAAUCAUCAUUAUCGUACACCAUCAAUAGGGAAUAUCAGCAACAGUAGCGAUGAUCUUAUCGAUCCUGCCAUAAUGGUUGUUGGAAGAGGCAAAUCAUCAUCUUUUGACAUGAGGUCCAACUCCAACUCCAACUCCAAUUCAUUCGAUGAAGAGUCAAAACUCUGGCUCUUGAUGCAACAACAACAAUCUGCAACUUCUGCAGCAGCAUACCAUCAUAAUCAUCAUCAUCAUCAUCAUGAUCCUCAAUAUUCUCAAACCUCCUUGAUGCCCCGCCAGUUUCCUUCUUCUUAUCAAGAUGAUUAUUAUGGCGAACUGAAUUCCAGGGUAGUGGAUCAACAGCACCAACACCAGAGGUACUUACAACAACACAAGUUUGGAAACGGUGGGGGGCAUGGGCAUGGGCAUGAGGUUCAACAACUUAACAGUAGAAGUGAAGUGGGGUUGGAUAAAUUGUUGCCUGGGUAUGGUGAUGUAUACACUCGGGUGUUUGGAAUGUAAAUUACUAUCUCCCUCUCUCCCUUCACCUUUUUAAAAUCUUUCUUUCUGGGUUCCGUUUGUGUAGUAGUUAAAGAGAGAAAUAGAUCAACUUUUCGUUUCAAGUAUAUUAUUAUUAUUAUUAUUAUUAUCAUUAUUAUU
Molecule: messenger RNA, 2468 nt
Organism: Lactuca virosa
Lineage: Eukaryota; Viridiplantae; Streptophyta; Magnoliopsida; Asterales; Asteraceae
Source: the annotation of a GenBank genome assembly